Paramacrobiotus metropolitanus is the source of this 1067-nucleotide messenger RNA. Its product is annotated as ribonuclease P protein subunit p29-like. The coding region runs from base 149 to 826 and encodes 225 amino acids. Gene Ontology annotation, biological process: tRNA 5'-leader removal; rRNA processing. The transcript has 2 exons. NCBI's taxonomy places the organism in Eukaryota, Metazoa, Tardigrada, Eutardigrada, Parachela, Macrobiotidae. Gene Ontology annotation, cellular component: ribonuclease P complex; ribonuclease MRP complex. Gene Ontology annotation, molecular function: ribonuclease P RNA binding. The record is from RefSeq and is a predicted model, not a curated record.
UAUGUACCAUUAAUGGAGAGUGUUGCAGUCCCAACUUUUUACAAAAUCUUUUGAAAACGUGUUAAUACCUACUUUACAUUGUAUCUGUACUGUGUGCAGUUUUUAAUGUUUUUAGUGCUCGUCUGAGGACAGAAGUUAUCGAUGUGCCAUGGAUGUACCCGAGAAGGAUUUAUACCGGUCCAUAGAGGAAGCCACCAAGCAGAUGUCGCAAGAUCUCGAUCUGGUUGGACAAGGGAAGGGAACUUCGCAGCUGAAAUCGGUUUUGAAGAAAGCAUUUGUUAAAGAUAAAGCUCGUUUCGAAGACUCGUGGAAAAAGAGUUAUCUUUUGCUGGAUCCCAAGCGCAAAUCCAAGAAAUCGAAAAAGCCCCGACCACCACAAGGUCUCACGCAUAAGGAGCGCAAAGAGCUGAAAGUGUUUGACAUCCCGAAGGAGCAGCAAAAGUUCAGUAUAUUUGAACCUCUGCAUGCUUUGUGGUGCGGAUACAUGGAGGAGGCAUUCCGUUUAUCCCAUCUGCAGAGUUCUGGUGUGAACAAUACACAGGAAGAUCUGACCAAAGCGGAUUAUCAUGGUGCCAUGUUGAAAGUUGUAGAAUCGAACAACCCCAGCCUGGUUGGUGUGGAAGGAAUCGUAACACGCGAGACCAGGAAUACGUUUCAUCUCAUUACGCGGGCAGACCAGCUGAAAAUCAUCCCGAAAUCGGUUUGCACUUUUGAAUAUGCAGUCGGAAAUGUGCGCGUGAAAAUCUAUGGAGUUAAUUUCUGUUCUCGCCCGGCAGAUAGGAUAAAGAGGAAGCUGGGAAAGCGAAAACCAAUUCGAGUGAUUUGAUCACAUUGCCGUGCUUGUGAAAUUCACAUUUCACACCGUCUGUGACUGAAAACUGAGAAAUUUUAUGGUUUUUAAUGGGGUUGUGCUACGAGUGGUACUUUUGGAUAUUACCGUUCGAUGCGAAAUUCACAAAACAGUCUGUCUGACAUUCAGAAUUUGACAAUCAUUGAAUUGUCAUUUAUGUACAGUAUAGUACCGAAUAUUUAACGGGUAAUAACAUAACAUGCAACAAUAAAACAUU